Molecule: messenger RNA, 12366 nt
Organism: Pocillopora meandrina
Lineage: Eukaryota; Metazoa; Cnidaria; Anthozoa; Scleractinia; Pocilloporidae
Source: the annotation of a GenBank genome assembly
GUGGGAAUUUGUUGAUAUGUCGAUUUUCAGUGAGAUACGAAUAAAAAAAUAGGAAAGAAAAGAACAAAAACAUUGCCACUGGAGCGGAAAACCAGUGACUCGAUCGACGUCAAACAGUCAAAUAUUUGAUGGACUUUGAAACGGCUUAGCAGCCUCUCGCUCGAUUGUUACGUUGCUUAACAUUGCGAAAAUUGCUAAGUAAUUUAGGGAAGUUCUCGUAGACGCUGUUCAGAGGUGGAAAGGGAGAUUUUACACCGGUAUUUCUACAAUAAUGCUACGUUGUGGAUGCCGCAGUUUGUCCCAGGGUCUUGCUUACUUACCUAAAACAAGAACAAGCCAAAGUUUUCUUGAUGUCAGUCGGUAAGGAAUCGUAAUUUCACUUGGUGUUCUUCAAUAGAGUUCUUGUUACAUAAGCUAAAGAUCGUCGGCUACCUUUCGAUUAUAGCUUGAUUAUCAGAUGUUCAGAUAAUAACUUGGGAUAAGAGGCUCUAAAUUGAAUGAUAGUUUAUCUGUCCCUACGUUCGAUUCAAAGGGAAGUGUGUCUGUACUUGUCGAAGUAAUCAAAUUCAAUCGGUCGAGGUUAGUGCGUGAUGUUUCGUUUCCGAGCUGUUGCGAGAUUGGCGUUAGGACUUCUUCAAAUAGAAAUUGAAAGAAGACCAAGAUAAACUAUGACAACGAGCAAUUAAAAUUACAGCGAAUCGGGUUUUCUCUUUGAUAGCCCUGAAGGCCAAGUUUCAAUAGACAAUGACCAGUACUCUAGUUCCAGUAGGUUUCUUCUCAAUGUAAUAUGAAAUGUUGAUGGUUUCGAACUGAUCAGGAAUCGAUUGACUUCUAACUGGUUAGGUUUUGAUUUUUCAGUUAUUAGUAAUCGGAAAUAUUAUUAUUGUUUGGGAAUAAUGAUAAAAGGAUGCUCAAAAACAAGUCUUAGUAAAUUUUAGCAGAAUUAGUUGUAAUUAAAUUACAUGUUUGAAACGAAUUAAAAGGUGCUCAAUUUUAAUUGCUUUACUUUUCCAAGUAUCCAAAAUGCAAGUCAAGUUGUGUGGUUGGUUUUCAACCCCUUUCCACAACUGUUGAUUUACUUAAUCCUUAAACUUCCCAAAGUGAUUAACAAUUAACUUCUCCCUGCAAUAUCCCUACAUUGUUCAGAAACCAGGUGAUGAGAAUACUCAAAUUUAUCAGGUACAUGUUGUUAUCGUGGUCUAACACCAAAUUCUCUGAACUAAUUUAGAAGGAAAUGUGUAGUAGCUAGAGGGGAGAAUUUAUAAUCAGAUCUUGGGUUUAGCUAUGAGUAUUACUUCACUCAAAACUAUCACAGAUGAGUUGAAGCAUGUCACUGCAAAGUUGUGAAGUUUUCUCAGUGUACAAGUGAACUUGGAGGCAAGAUUUCUCAGUUUGUCAUAGUUCAAGCCAUUUGGAUUUUGUUGGUUUUCCUUGGUAUUUUUGUUAAAUAGUGUUCUUCAGUAUAUGACUUUUUCAGUUUAUGAUUGUGUUAUUUCAUGUUCGAACAGGGUGGCAGUUUUAAGUUCAAAAUAUGGAAGGAAUGAUUAUGCUACAGAUGUCAAGGUAUGUGUGUGUAUGUUUGCUAGCAGUGUUCAUAUUACAUUAAUCUUCCCUGCUUUAAAAAAAAAAAAAAAAAAAAAGGACUCCUCACCUGAAAAAGGGUACCCAGGGCAAAUAGAAUAUUCAAUGAAGUUAGAUUUUUUCGAAGUACAUAGCAUCCCCAGUGGCUUGUUAGAAGUAACCAAGGUACCUACAUGUUGUAUAUGUAACUUUUACAGUUUCCCCACCACUAAAUUGAAACAAAUGUGUGUAUAAUGUAUUACAGUGGCUAAUUAAUAAUUCUCUCUGCCCUUUAAGGCUACUCAGUCAAAGUCAUUCGUCAUGGGUUUAUUUAAAGGUCAACUUGAUGUACAGCAGGUGUUUCCUUUUCCAGAAGGUUAGAUGAGGUCAUUUUAUUUGGGUAUUUUUGUAUUAUAACUAUAGUAUGAAAAUACAACACUUCAUAUUUUACAGUGUUCUAUAUAUUUUAGUCUGACGUGAGCUGGUUAAUUUUGCUUUAUUAUAGUUCUAGACUCUGAACAAGAAAGCACAUUGAAAGCUUAUGUUGAUCCGGUGGCCAAGUUUUUUGAGGUAAACAUAUAUAGGUUAUAGCUGUUUUCAUUUCAGCCCUUUGACAGCUGGUGACAUUAUUAUCAUUAUUAUUAUUAUUAUUGUAUGCACCUAUCUAUGGAUCUCCAGGUUUCAGGGGUGUAAGGGAGGGGGGCAGGGGGGAAUUAGAUAUUUUCAUGUUUUCAAAAAGUCAAUUUUCCCAGCCUUUAUAGUCAUUAUGUGUCAAAAUUUCACCCCUGGGGACCAGAGAUAAAAAUACCAACCUGUGCACAUAUUAGUUUUCCAGAAGUAUAAUCUAAAGAGUCCACUUGCACCACUGUCAUAUUUUUUAAUUAUUAUUCAGGAGAGCAAUGACCCAGCAAAGAAUGAUGAGAUUGAAAAAGUCGCUGAUGACACUUUUGAAGGCCUUAGAGAGAUGGGUGCUUUUGGACUUCAGGUAAUAAAUUUGAUAAAUUUGGUUAUUGUAUUAUUUUUUUCCUUUUUUUCACUGUCAGCAUUCUUGACCUUUUAUUUGUAGAAGCUUGUAUGUGGUGCUGAACAGAAAUUCAUAAUUUUAAAUUUUCAGAUAUCCACAGAUUUGGGGGGCCUUGGUCUUACUAAUACACAGGUAAACUGUUCAUUCCAGCUUCUUGUUUUUUUUGUUGUCCCUGCAAAAUUGGAGUCACUGAUAAUCAGUGGAAAGAUUAUUCAAUUUUUUUUCUCUCUACUAAUGUUUUUGCCUUUUCACCUCCAAUUUGGUAAACCAAAAAAAACCAAACAACUUUCAAUUAUGAAAGUACAAAUUUUAAUCCUCUUGCCCUUAUUGGUGUGUCUGUUUCAGUAUGCCCGCCUGGUUGAGAUUGUUGGUUCACACGACCUGGCAGUAGGAAUUACCCUUGGAGCUCAUCAAUCUAUUGGAUUUAAGGGAAUUCUUCUCUAUGGAAACAAGGUACAGUCUACAUGCACAUGCAUAAUACAUGUGGUGUAAUAGCAAGGUCUUAUUUCAACCACUAGUUCGCUGGAGUUCUUAGCUGCGAGGAUCUCUUAUAUUUGUUUCUUCACCACAGUGCACAUAUAUGAAUUUCAUAAAUCUAAUUUCAUUAUUCAUCACCUGGGUGGUUUAUUUGGACCCAGCAUAUUGACAAGCUCCCAGUUGGCUUGUUAGCUCAGUUGGUAGAGGGCUGCACCAUUAUCACAGAGGUCAUGGGUUCAAAUCCCAUAUGGGCCUGAAUUUUUUUCAGGUCUUAUUUCAACCACUAGUUCAGUAGUGUCCUUAGCUGCAAGGAUCUCUUAUAUUUGAUCCAAGGACAGUGUUUUUCUUUGUCUUUUUUUUACAUUCAUUUGUUGCAUUUUGAUGACUUUGAGAGGCAUACAGGUACAAUAUAAGUAUCCUCUCUGCUGAGAAAGUGGUUUCUAAGGACAUAGCAAAUUGUGCCUAUGCAUGUCUUGGCUGUAGUGAAGUUUUGAGACAAAAAUAAAGACAAUUGUGAAGAAUUUUCUCAGCACUUUGUGUUAAAAAUGUGUUGAUUGUGUGUAAAAUGCACUGGAUUAUGCUGAAAUUUUUCACAGUAUUGAUCAUUUGGUCAUUCUAAUACAUUAUAUACUAAUUAAAAAUGUUAUGUGAUUUCAUAGACAUGUCAUAGAUCUAUCUUAUCAUGAUGUGCUUCGGUUUGGUAAAUGAUGACAUGUGCAUGUAUCUUGGCAAAUUAGCCUUGUGCUGUGGCUGUUUCUUUUUUAUGAUUUUCUUACACUUGUUUUUCUCUUAGGAGCAAAAAGAAAAGUACUUACCAUCAGUAAGUAAUGGUGAUAUUGUUCUUUCCAUGUGCACAAAUACACAAAUGUCUUGUAUUUUCACUGAUAAAUUGGUCUCAUUUUUUAAGAUUUUUUCAUAUUUUAAAUAGUACUGACCAUGAUAUCAUUUUUAUUUUUCCUUGUUUAUUUUCUCACAGCUUGCAACUGCAGAUAAAGUGGCUGCAUUUUGUUUAACUGAGCCAAGCAGUGGAUCUGAUGCAGGGGUGUGUACCUUGUACAUGUAUAUGACUUUGAUAUCAAAUGUAACUUAAGUCAACUCUGUAAAGACAUUGGUGCCCAGAAAAAUGCUCACAUGUGGGAAAUGACUAGUAUGAAUUGGGCUGAUAGAAAGUUAUGCCUCAACUUUUGCAACACCUUCCCAUUUAUGGUAAUUGUUAGUGCUCCAUUUACUUGACAUUCAAUUGCUUGUGGUGUAAAAGUUAGGCAGAGGUUAUCCAAGCUCAUCAGUUGGUGAUACAUUGAAGAGAGUUUGUGUUCCUUUUUUUCCAAUGUAGCAAAGCUGAGACCAACAGGUCAUGAAACAUGAAAACUGUGAAUGCUUAGUAAAUGAGGUGAAAUUUUUCUUGUCCUAGUCAAUAACAACACAGGCAGAGCUUAGUGAAGAUGGGAAGCAUUUCAUCCUCAAUGGAGGCAAAAUAUGGUGAGUGCACAAUUUUACAAGGACUAUACACAAGAUGGAUAUAACCCCUUCCCCUUUCUCUACCCUUGUCUGUGGUUUUUAUUAUUUUAAAUUGGCCACUGUGAAGAGUUAAUAAAACUGACAUUUCAAGCAAUUACUGUCUGUCUAAGGGAAUGAAACAUCUGUGCCCCUAAGGUUCAUAAUUUGGAACAUUAUAGAGUAAAUCUUAAUGGGGUUGUCACACUAUUGAAGUAGUCUUUUCAAAAAUUGAGCAAGAUAUCAUUCUCUAGCUGUGAGUUGUAAAGUACCUUGUGUUAUUCAUCAGUUUAUUUUAAAAAUCAAAUUUGUUGGCUGUUGGAUCAAGGGAAAUAUAGAUUGUAAUGGCAAGAAUAGAAGUAAUACUUCUUAUCACAUGUACAAACUUUUGAUUUAGUGAAUCGUUUACGUUGUUCCUCAGGAUUAGUAAUGGGGGCUUAGCAGAAAUAUUCACUGUCUUUGCCAAGGUACAGUUUGUAUAGUAUUUUAUUUUAAAUACAAGCUUUUGUGAAAGUGCUUCCACUGUUCAUGGAAACAUUCAUGGAAACAUUCAUGGAAACAUUCCUUGAAACCAGGUCAUGCCAACAAAGGGACAUUUGCUAAGAUUUGUUACAGGACUUUCUUUUCUUUAACCUCUGUAAAAAAAAUGUUUUUUUUUCACUGUAGUCACACCUUCUCUGCUUGUACCCUACCAAUGCGAAAAAAGCUGUCAGGCUUUUUUGAUCAUUCUAUGACAAGCAGUACAUUUAUUUGUUAUGGUUACCUAGCAGUACUGAGAUUAGUUAUUAGCGAACUCUGGUAUGGAGUCAAAUGAUGUUUGAGAAAUGUUGUUCUUUUAAUGAGCAUGUUCAUUUUUGUGCAGACACCAUUGAAAGAUCCAAAGACAGGUGAAAUGAAAGACAAAGUGACUGCAUUUAUUGUAGAGAGAAGCUUUGGAGGAGUGUCAAGGUAUUGCUGUUUGUCAAAAAAUAUAUAACAUCCAAAACAAAACAACAACAGGAAAAAGAAUGUCUUUUGUUGACAAAUUUUUAUCCAUUCUGUCUAUUGUUAGUGGUCCACCAGAGAAAAAAAUGGGUAUCAAGGCUUCUAAUACUGCUGAGGUAAGACUCUUUACUGAUUUUUACAAUACAGGUAGAUACUGUACCCAUGUACUGGUGGAGGGGAUAAUCCUAUUAACGCAAUUCAUUAGUCACUUUUUUAAGUGUUUUCUUCUAUUUGUUUUUCUUAUUUGACUUUUGUUGAUUUUAAACUUACACUUCUUAACCUUUUAACUCCCAAGAUUCAAUUAUUAAUUCUCCCCUCAGGCAGCUACACAUUUCCUUGUAAAUUUGUUGCAAGAACUUGGUGUUAAAUCAAGAUAACAACUUCCAUGUGAUAAGUUUGAGUAAAUUCUCAUUACCUGUUUGCUGGAUAAUGUACUGAUAUUACAGGGAGAAAUUAUAUUUUAAUCACUUCUGGAAGGUAAAGGGUUAAUUAAAAGUAUAAUUUGUAGUUUCCAUCUCUGUGACAAAUUUUGUGUUCUUUUGACAGGUUUACUUUGAUAAUGUCAAAGUACCAAUGGAAAAUGUACUAGGAAGUAAGUGCACAGUAGAUAUACCAUUAUUUGUUUCACAGAUCGAUUUUGUUUUUUUUGGAGUGUUUGUUUAGUUAUGUAUUGCAAUUUUUAUGCAUGCCAGAAUCAAAUCAUUUCCUCGAAACUGCAGAUUAAGGUUAUGGAAAAGGUCUUCAGGUUUCUUGCAUCUCAAUAAUCCUUUUGAAUAUACUUUUUAAAAUAUUUCUUUUUUUUUAUGGUAGAUGUCGGUGAUGGAUUUAAGGUUGCUAUGCACAUUCUUAACAAUGGAAGAUUUGGAAUGGCUGCUGCUUUGUCAGGCACAAUGAAGGGACUUAUCAUGAAAGCUGUAAGUAUUUAAUUAUUUAUUUAUUUAUGGCUUCAUAGAGAAAAUUUAGACAUUUUCUAAUUUAUCUAUGGAUACAUUGGGAGGGAGUUUGAAGGAUUCUGAAAUUAGGGGAGCCUGCGUUUUUUUUUCCUGCUUGGGUUGAGCAUCAGAACAUAUUUGUGCUGUUUUUGAUUGAGUGUUGCUUAUGUUAUUUUAUGAUUUUGGGAAUGUGUGGCCUGUGACCUUGAAAGUGAUGGUUGAAUCAAGUAUGACAAAAGUGGUGUUAUAUUAUGUGCGCAAACACUUGUAGAAACACUGUUAGAGUAUCUAGUGUGACCACUUUCAUGAUAAAGAAGCUCUGAAGCACGCACCUGUACAUGUAAAGUCAAGUCAUCUUGAUUUGUAUUAAAAAGGGAGUUAUCAUGAUGUAAAAAGUUGGUCGUCUGGUGUGGAUCCAUUCCACUUAUGUGGUUGUGAGAACAGAACAGAACAAAGAAUGACAAUCUUAAAAUUUUCUCUACCGAAGGCUGAUCAUGCUGGGAGCAGAGUCCAAUUUGGAAGUAAACUGGAGAAGUUUGGAGUUAUCCAGGAGAAGCUUGCAAGGAUGGCCAUGUGCCAGUAUGUUACAGAGGUAAUUUUGAGAAUGAGUCGUUUGAGUGCUUGUCUACUUGACGAAAAAACAAAUUAAGACAAAAACAAUAACCAUAAUUAUAGAGAAACUACAAACAACUUGAUCUAAUCAUGUAACGAAAAAAGAUAUAAAUCAAGAAGCCAAUGGCCAUUGAGAGUAAAUUCAAUAAGUUGGCCACAAGCUUGAGAAAAGACAAUGAACAAGUCGCUGUUACAUGUAGUUUGAGUUUUAUAUCUUACUAGAUGCAAAGGUUGCGUGAGUUUUAAGACCAAUCAAAGACAAAAAAACCAUUGCAUUGAAAAAAAGACGAACGAACAAACAUACAAACAAAACAAAGAAAACGAAAUAAAGAAAACAGUUGCGUUGAACGAACCGUGUGUUUCAGAAUAUAUUGCAAGGUCAACUGGGGGUCCUAGAAAUACGAGUGGUCGAAAACCAACAUGAAGGUCUUUUUUGUGUCCGUGGAAAGUGUUUCUUCGGUUGUCUUGUACUGAGUAACAAAUUUGAUCAUCGUCUUUUUUUAUUCCAGUCAAUGGCGUACAUGUUGAGUGCUAACAUGGAUCAAGGGGCAACUGACUUUCAGCUGGAGGCCGCCAUCAGUAAAAUUUUUGCGUCGGUAAGACUGGAAGUAACUGUGUAUAGGACUCAGUGGGGUAAUAGCGACAGCGUGUUUGACCCUGCACUUUGGUCAGGGUGAGAGGGUGACCUCUGACGAACAACUGCGUUGUGGCUUUAGAAAGACACUUUACUUUCACAGUGCCUGCCUCUCUCUUCCUCUCCCCCCCCCCCAGGGGCAUAAAUGGCUACUAACGAACUCUCUGGGUACAUGUACCUAAAAAAAUGCUGCAAAGUCUAUCUUGGAUGCACAAGCAUCCCAUCGGAAGGGUUUAAACAUAUCCCCAGUUGUUUCAUGCUGUUGAAACCGUGCAUAAGUACUGGUGCAGUAGUUAAGGGUUACCCCGCUCUUAGACUUAGCCUGCCCAACCACAGACAGCAACUAAGUUAGAAAAGGGACAAAUUGAGUAAGAAAGUGAUAAAACAUGACGACCAAGCGCUUUUCUCGAUCGCUUUUUUUUUUCUCAUACAGAAGAAUAAAAAUUUUCUACUUGAAAUUCUCAACUGAGGUUGUAAGAAAUUAUUUAAGUUUCUUGAAACUCGAUUCUCUUACCUAAUUUCUGGAAAUAACCGAGGAUCCAGUUACGAGGCAAGACUGUCAGCAACCAGUGACCGUUAGUGUACCUGUAAACACGUGAUUAAGAAAAUUCUCACUCUCCAGGAAGCAGCAUGGUUCGUGGCAGAUGAGUGCAUUCAGAUUCUUGGGGGAAUGGGUUACAUGAAGGUGAGUUAUGUUCCGUUGAAUGAUCUUGAGCAUUACCGUGUACUGCAAAAGGACAGCAGGUCUCUGGAACUUCCUAGAGCACUCCAACCAACUAUUUUCUUCGUUUGACGUUUUUCAGGAUUGUGGAACUGAACGCGUCAUGCGUGAUCUUAGAAUUUUCAGAAUAUUCGAAGGUACCAAUGACAUUUUGAGGUUGUUCGUCUCCUUAACUGGCCUUCAGGUAAGCUUACAUGAGUUCUGUUUUUGUUUAGCAUACAUAUUGUUUUACAUUUUUAAGAAAAGUCGACAAUUUUUGAUAUUUGAGAAUCUUAAGAUUUUUUUUCCUAUGGGAGGCGUGGUGGUCGGUACCGUAAAAUUUUAAUAUUGAAUUAGAAGGCCCAUGUUCAACUUCUGUCGAGUUAAGGAGUCUCACUUAACUAUUAUGGUGCUUCAUAAACCCUUUUGACCCUAACAUCAGUAUGCUAAUUCUCCUUACUGUUCUCUAUACAUUUUCCAAGGCGCUUAUUAGGAGAACUUGUUUCAUAAUUAAGAGCUCUUUUUAGUUGCUGAUCAUUUCCUUCGUUCCUGCGACCUUCAUAUGUGAUUCAAGGGUGAUAUUGUAAGGAGAAAUUACAUGCUGGUCAUUCUUAGGGGUCAAGGGGUUAUUUCCUAAAUGCAUAAAUAGACAGUAGCAUUUUGGGCUGUCCUGGAAUCCUGACGAUAAUUUCAACGUGUUUAUCAUCCAGAAGAAUAGUUAGUUGUAAUGGCCUUUUGUCAAUCUUCUAUCACUAACCGCUGAAAAUGAGUUGAAAGCCAGUAAACUUAAAAUAAAUAUUCUUAAUAAAUGCGAUUAUCAAUUUUCUCAGGACGCUGGAAAAUAUCUGCGGGAACUUCAGAAGUCCUUGACAAAUCCUGCAAAUGUUGGGCUGAUUUUAUCUGAAGGAAUGAAGAGAACAAGAAGGUAUAAACACUGCUAGUGUUAGUUACCUAUCGCGAUAUUUUCAUGUGUUGUUUUCCUAUUCUGUGUAUACAAUUCAUUUAACCGCCUUUAUUUGCUUACGAAAAACCAGGGCUGUUGGAUUGAAGUCAGGACCGUCUCUAACUGAACAUGUUCACGCGGAUCUGGCAACUUCCGCCAAGCUGGUGAGUACACGAAAUAGGGGUGUGUUGUUUUUUGUAGAGGAGCUGAAGGAAGAAUGAGGAAGAAAGAAUGAAAUUAAGGAAUUGUGAAAGAAAGAGGCAAGGCUGUGGAGGGAGAGGCGCGUGUGGUUUUAGAGCAGGGGGCUGUGUGAUUUUGAGGGAGGGGGGAGGUAGUUUCGUACGCAGCUGUUGUUGCAACGAUUCCUUUUCGAGAGAGAUGGCGUAACAAUGGCUGUUUAUAAGAUUACCUUGUAGGCUUUUUUCUUGUAGAGAGUAAAAUUUAAUGUAGCUUAACAAUUUUUUUUCUUCAAUUUUUUCCCUUUUUUUCUGUUUAGUUGUCGGAAGCUUCCGGUGACUUUGCUGUGACCGUGGAGAAGUUGUUGAUUAAACAUGGCAAAAACAUCAGAGGUAACUAACCGUUGACUUCGCUCGUAGCCACCAUGUUAAUUUAUUUUCCCGUACAUAGACAUGUAAUACAACUUAUGGAAAAAGGAUCAAAUCCUCCUUUCAUAUCGACCGUCCAAAUUGGUCGGCUGAGGGAAAUUGCAGGGCUGAGGCGAUUGUAUGCCCCGUCAGUCGAGAUGUACUAUCGUUCCUCAAAACGAAUAGAUUACAUGUACCGUAGGGGAAUGAGAUGUUUGUAUAUACAUAUACCAUCCUUGUUAAGCCCUUUACACCCUCAUAUCAGUACACUGUAUGUAAAUUCUCCAUGCCGUUCGCUAUACGUUUCCGAAGGAGCUUGCAAGGAGAAUUUAGAAUCUGAUAGUAAGGUUAAAUCUGGAGGGAGUGAUCUAUUUGCUGACUAUUUUUUUUUUUAGUUUUUUAUUUAUUUUUUGAUAUUUUUUAUUGAUUAAGCAAAUUGCUUCAUUUGCGUUGUAGAGUUCAGUCGUUGAGAUCAUAUCUGUAAAGGAUGCUUUUGUUUUUAUUGUUACAGAUGAACAGUUCUUACUUAAGAGACUUGCCGAUGCUACAAUCGAUAUUUAUGGCAUGGCAGCGGUGCUUUCCAGGUAAGAUGCGCGUUUUUUUUUCUGUCACUCUAAAGAAGGCACGCGAUAUACGCAAUUAGUUAUUACCAGUUACGUUCCUUCGGGUUGAUUCCGUCUACUGACUAGAUGUUUUAGUACACUGCUAUACGUAUAAAAUCAGUUUUUGUUUCCCGAAAGUUGCAAGGGUAUAAAAAUGUUGUGAGAGAUUGUGCCUUAUAGUAAAUACUUCGUUUGACUCCUUACAGUACAGUUCAAGUAUAAUCGAACCAAAAUAUGCGAGCAAAACACGCAUAGCACGCGUAUAAGACCAUCUGCAUAAUAGUAUAUACAUACGAGCAUACGCGUAUAUACUCACACGUAUGUGUCAUUAGUAGGUAUGAGCUAGCUGAUUGUUUUCCCUGUUGUGUGGUAGUCAACGUUUAUUUCAAUGGGCAUUGUAAUCGCGGUAAAAACUGGUGUUCAAGCUGUUAUGCCUUCGGUUCUUUAUUGAUUUUGCUGUUUAUUCCACCUUUACCGCUUCCUUGAAUUUUUUUUUUGUAAGAUGGUUAUUUCAUCUUUCUUUUCUGUUCCACAGGGCUUCCCGAUCCCUUAACAAUAAAGCUCAAUCUGCGCAACACGAGGCUAUGAUAACAACGGUUUACUGCGAUGAGGUAAAACAAUGGUUGAAUAUUUCACUGUAGAUAUCAGGUUUGGAAGUACGAUGGAAGUUCUCCCAAUUGACUCUCUCGUAAGCGUAAAACUCUGCUUGAAAUCUUCCCCACGAAAAUCUCUUAAUCGUUUUGCGUCUUACCAGCAUCGAUUAAGUGAUGAAAAGAGAGUUCAUAGCGUAUACAACUGUCAUAUUUCAGUAUCACGCUCUUCCCCACAGAGCUUAGCCUUAGAGCGAAAAGUAACCUUAAGAGUUCUGCCUUUGUUUAAGUGAUAUCAGUAUACUUAAUUAUCACUACAUUGUUUGCUUGUCUUUUCACAGGCUUUUGACAGAAUAAGACAAAAUCUGGGCUCCUUACACGACUCCAAUAAAGUCUCGAACGACACCAAGAUGUCGAGAAUAGCAAUGGACGUCAUCAAGAAUGUGAACACAGUUCCCAGUCAUCCCUUGGGGUUCUGAUAAUCCCACGGAUAAUUUAACUCGAAUAACGCGUGGUCGACCUUUGGAUGAUGAUCUUCCUCAGAAUAGGCUGUAAUUGAGAACAAAAUGUCUAUGAAAAUGAUUUGCUAUGGCUGGGGAUGGACUCUGUAUGACGUCACGCAAAUCUACUGAUAACUGUUACACAUUUCUUUUGAUAACCGUGCAUCAGAACAGUGCUGUCAUGCGUCAUUUUUUAUGUAUAAGUAGCAAGUUGGACUCUAUAGUUUCUGUAAACACUUAUGGACGUGUGUACUUAGCCUAGAAAUUUCAGUGCGUAACAUGUAGUGUAAUUCCCAGAGAGGUUUCUUUUUGAAAAAUUACAGUCAAAUCUAGAGAAAGACAUGAGUAAAGGUGAAAUAAUUUUAUCUUAGUGGUGACAGCAAACAGACUCGAGAAGCAAGAAGAAUGCAAGCCAAAGAAACCACGUCCCCUACCAUUUGUCGUAAGAUGAAGUAAAUAGUAUCUGGUCAAAAAGAGUAAUUUUAUGAAUGUAACGGCACACCUUUUUGACGUUAUUUAUCUGGCUGGUACGUGUAGAACGCUGUAAUAAAGUAUGUGUCGAUUGGUAACGUAAUAUCAAUAGUGUUUUGGUGGCACAAUGUAUAAAACUUGAGGAAGACUUUAUCUCUGGUUCGAAUUAGUUGGAUGUCCACUUGGAGAAAGUUGACUGUAAGUUUCUCGGGGCAUUUGUUAGCCAGACCAUGAACGUAAAGAUCUCGUUUAUAAAUGG